Molecule: messenger RNA, 1680 nt
Organism: Stylonychia lemnae
Lineage: Eukaryota; Ciliophora; Spirotrichea; Sporadotrichida; Oxytrichidae
Source: the annotation of a GenBank genome assembly
AUGUCUAAAAUAGAGAGUAGCAGUCAAGUAAAGCAUUGGAGGAGCUUUUUGACGCACUAACACGAAAUCAUAGAGUAUGAUGCUACCUCAAACACAUUUAAUAACAAGCAUCUCAUCUUGGUAUAUGACUUUUUAAGACUUAGCCAGCAUGUGACAUUUGUUGAGGUUUAGAACUUAGUGAAGAAAUCAGAUAAUGACUUGAUCGAUCUUGAUAUAUUCCUAGAAGACGCUGAAAAGCUUAUUUUGAGAAAAACUGAUUCCAAAUUAAGUGAGGAUUAUCACCAUGUGAUGAAAGGUUUCCAGACGCCUGCUGACAAGAUAGUUCAAUCACUUGGCAAGCUAAGAUUGUUUCUACAAACAAAAACUAAGGAUUAAAAUUUAUUCAAGGAACUGAACUUUGCCAUUAACAACAUCAAUCAUAGGUCAAUCUAUAGAUCAAACUUUGAUGAGUAUUUAACCAAAGAGAUAUCCAAGGGAAACAGUGAGAUAAUUGACUGGCUAAACGAGUAUUCUGAAGCGCAGACUGAAUAGACUAAUAUUGGUGCCCUCAAAUUAUUAAAGCAAAACUCCUCGAUGAGUCCAAAUGGAAGAAAGUCUAAGGGUGACAUACCGUUUCUUAAGAGAUCUAUUACAAUAAGAUCUCUUCUUUCUGAGUAUGAACAGUAUGAGGAGUUUUUUGAAGACUCUCUAAAGCAAGAAUUUAAUCUCUUUAACUUCAGUGAUGCAGUUGGUAGAGAAAGGACAUUACCAUUACUGGCUAUAAAUAUGUUGAUAAAUCAUGGACUAGAGUCUCUUAUCAAUGAAUAAAAAUAUGCCUUAUUCUUAGGCUAAGUUUAUUCUGCUUACAGAAGAGAUGUCAGUUAUCAUAAUGAUCUACAUGGUAUUGAUGUGGCCUAGGUAGCUAAUUUGUUCUUGAAUGACGGAGACCUGAUUCAAAUAGCUGAGUUGGACAAUAUUGAUAUCCUUGCCUUCUUAACUGCCGGUCUAUGCCACGACUUAGGCCAUGAUGGAUUUACUAAUGGCUAUCAUUAGAACGCAAUAUCUGAUAGAGCUAUCAGGACAAAUGAUGUUUCAGUUCAAGAAAGUUAUCAUGUUGCAGAGGCUUUUGCAAUCAUUAAAAAACAAGAGUUCAAUUUCCUUGAAACACUUAAGCCAGAAGAAUUUAGAAUCCUUAGAAAGAGAAUGAUUGGCUGCAUAUUGGCAACAGAUAUGGCUAAGCAUUUCGCUGAUGUGAGCUAACUCAAAUCACUAGCUGAGUCAAAGCAGAUAAAAAACGGUUAGAAUUAAGGCAUGAUUAUAAAUAAAGAAAAUGAGGCUUCACUUUUCAAAAGUCAACAAUUUAUUAUGGAGUUAUGCUUACAUGCUUGUGACUUAUCUUAACAAGCAAGAAAUUUUGAAGUUUCCCAGAAGUGGUGUUAUCUAGUGUUCGAAGAGUUUUUCAAUCAAGGGGAUGUAGAGGUAGACCAAGGCCUACCAAUCUCUUUUUAUUGUAACCGAAAAACAACCAAGGUUCCUGAAACUCAACCUGGAUUUAUUAAUGGUAUAGUGCUACCUCUGUGGACGACUCUUGUUGAUAUUAUGCCUGGAAUGUCAGGAUUUAUUGAGAGAGCUAAGUCUAAUUCUAUUAAAUGGGCAGAAUAUGAGGAAAGUGAGGAAGAUAAAAAGAUUUACGGAGCUUGA